GCGCUGGGCCAGCCAAGUUGGAGCGCGCCCCGCCCGGCGCCCUCCCCGUCCCCGCGCCCUCGCGGCCGGGGCGCGCCACCCGCAGCUCCACGCGCGCCGGGGCCGCACUGGGGAGGGCGCGCGGCCGGGCGGCGACCGGAGAAGAGCUCGGGGUGGCGGAGGUGAUGACGGCGGCGGCAUGGAGUUCCCCGAGCACGGCGGACGGCUGCUGGGCCGCCUGAGGCAGCAGCGCGAGCUGGGCUUCCUGUGCGAUUGCACCGUGCUGGUGGGCGACGCGCGCUUCCCGGCCCACCGUGCCGUGCUGGCCGCGUGCAGCGUCUACUUCCAUCUCUUCUACAGGGAUCGGCCCGCGGGCAGUCGCGACACGGUGCGGCUUAACGGCGACAUCGUCACGGCGCCCGCCUUCGGCCGCCUACUGGACUUCAUGUACGAGGGCCGCCUGGACCUGCGCAGCCUGCCUGUCGAGGACGUCCUGGCGGCCGCCAGCUACCUGCACAUGUAUGACAUCGUCAAGGUCUGCAAGGGCAGGCUCCGGGAGAAGGACCGAAGGCUGGACCCGGGGAACCCUGCCCCUGGGGCAGAGCGUGCUCAGCCACCGUGCACCUGGCCUGUCUGGACCACUGACCUCUGCCCAGCUGCCCAGAAGGCCAAGCUCCCCCCAUUUGGGGUCAAGGCUGCCCUCCCUCCUCGAGCAUCUGGGCCUCCUUCCUGCCAGGUCCCAGAAGAGUCAGACCAGGCCCUGGACCUGUCACUGAAGCCUGGCCCAAGGCAGGAGCGGGUCCACCCACCCUGCAUCUUCCCGGCACCCCUCUGCGGCCGGAUGCAACCAGGGGUCCAGCCACUGGUGAAGGAUGAGCGGGACUCACUGUCUGAACAGGAAGACAGGAGCAGCUCUAGGAGCCCCCACAGCCCCCCGAAGCCACCUCCUGUUCCUGCAGCCAAGGACCUGGUGGUGGGCUUGCGGCCGCUACCUGUCAGCGGGGAGGGCAGCCGGGAGCUGGAGCUGGAGCUGGAGCUGCAUGCAGGGCGGGUGGCAAGUGAGGACGAGCUGGGGCCUGGCGGGCCCCUCUGCAUCUGCCCGCUGUGCAGCAAGCUGUUCCCCAGCUCCCACACGCUGCAGCUGCACCUCAGCGCCCACUUCCGUGAGCGGGACAGCACACGAACCCGGCUCUCCCCGGACGGCACGGCACCCACCUGCCCGCUCUGCGGGAAGACCUUCUCGUGCACAUACACGCUGAAGAGGCAUGAGCGGACACACUCGGGUGAGAAGCCCUACACGUGUGUGCAGUGUGGCAAAAGUUUUCAGUAUUCCCACAACCUGAGCCGGCACGCCGUGGUGCACACUCGCGAGAAGCCGCAUGCCUGCCGGUGGUGUGAGCGCCGGUUCACGCAGUCUGGGGACCUGUACCGCCACGUCCGCAAGUUUCACUGUGGCUUCAUCAAGUCCCUUCUGGUGUGAUGCCUCCCUGCGGAUCCUGAGGGUGCGGUGGAAGGGAAGGGAUGGGGCCCUCCCAGGUGGGACAACAGCAUGGGGUGUGAAGCCUGGCCAGGUGGAAGUCCCAGCUCAGGCUGGAUGGCUCAACCCGCCUGGCAGAGAGCAUGCUGCCACCUCCUGGAACUUGGCCUUAGACUCGGGUGACUUGGGCAGCCCUCCUCCCACCUUGCCUGUCCUUCGCCCUCACUGCCCAGCUCAUUCCAGCCCCCAGGCUUCCUCUCCCGUCCCCUCCAGCCAAGUUCUGUGGGGUGUCCAGCCAGCACAUGGCCCUGCCCUGGUUUCUCCGUGUGAGAUGACACAUCCACCUCCCAUCUGGGACUUUCCUGAUCACCUCUCUGGCAGGCUUCGGGAGGUCUUCUUGAGCCUGGCCCCUCACUAGGUGAAUUAUUCACAUGUCAGAAAAGUUGGUGUGUGUCCUGAUGGGGUGCUGGGAGGAAACAGGACACUCCUGGGGGGCAGCAGCAGGAACCCCUGCCAGGAAGGCCUGGGGCACACUGAGUGCCAGCAGGGGCCAUCUGGGCACAGCUGGUGUCUGGGGGGUGGGGUGCAGCCCCAGCAGGGAUCCUAAGGCAGCAGGGGUAGCCAGCUAGAAGCUGAGUGGCUUUGGCGUCAUUAUCUCUCGGGUGGGACGUGAGUCCAUGGGAGCGUGCAGUCAUGACUAUGCUGUAACUUUGGUCAGAGAGUGGGAAUUUGGAACUGGAUUCUUUUUGCUUUUUCUUUCCUCCU
Saimiri boliviensis boliviensis (Bolivian squirrel monkey) is the source of this 2221-nucleotide messenger RNA. RefSeq names its product zinc finger and BTB domain containing 42 (gene ZBTB42). Gene Ontology annotation, cellular component: nucleus. Gene Ontology annotation, molecular function: DNA-binding transcription factor activity, RNA polymerase II-specific; protein binding. Gene Ontology annotation, biological process: regulation of transcription by RNA polymerase II. The record is from RefSeq and is a predicted model, not a curated record. Lineage: Eukaryota; Metazoa; Chordata; Mammalia; Primates; Cebidae.